Medicago truncatula (barrel medic) is the source of this 615-nucleotide messenger RNA. RefSeq names its product agamous-like MADS-box protein AGL80. The coding region runs from base 55 to 528 and encodes 157 amino acids. Gene Ontology annotation, biological process: positive regulation of transcription by RNA polymerase II. The transcript has a single exon. The record is from RefSeq and is a predicted model, not a curated record. Gene Ontology annotation, molecular function: DNA-binding transcription factor activity, RNA polymerase II-specific; RNA polymerase II cis-regulatory region sequence-specific DNA binding; protein dimerization activity. NCBI's taxonomy places the organism in Eukaryota, Viridiplantae, Streptophyta, Magnoliopsida, Fabales, Fabaceae.
CUUUUUUUCUUCUUCUCAUUUCUCGUAACUUUCUUUGAAAUUCUGUUGCAACCAAUGGCAAGAAGAAAGGUGAAGCUGGCCUUAAUUCCCGAUGACUCGGCAAGGAAGGCGAGCUACAACAAAAGAAAGAAGGGUCUCUUAAAGAAGGUAAGUGAACUCACCAUUCUUUGUGAUGUUCCAGCUUGUGCUAUAAUUUCCAGUCCUUUUGAUUCUCGGACAGAGGUCUGGCCGCAUCCAGAAGGAGCCAAUAAGAUAAUUGAGAGGUUUCAAAAUUUAUCUGUGAAAGAUGAAACUAGAAAUGUGAGCCAUGAAAGGUUUAUCAUGCAGACGAUUGCCAAAGCCAGGGACAAACUAAGAAAGUUGAAAUAUGAGAAUCAUGAGCAAGAGUGGGAUCUUUUUAUGCUCAUGAAAUUGCAAGCCAACAACAAUAUUCUUGAUGGACUGACUACUGAAGAAGUGAAGGAUCUUGGAAAGCGUGCUGAGAAGAAGUUGAAGGAGGUUGAUGAGAAGAUUGAUACACUUGAUUGAUGAAAUGUUUUUUUAAUUUAUUUGUUGUUCUUUUGAUUUAUUUAAAUUGCAUGCAAUUUUGGUUUCUGCUCUGAGAGCAUUGUGAUG